Anoplopoma fimbria (sablefish) is the source of this 2374-nucleotide messenger RNA. RefSeq names its product metastasis associated 1 (gene mta1). Bases 281 to 2266 code for a protein of 661 amino acids. Gene Ontology annotation, biological process: response to ionizing radiation; negative regulation of transcription by RNA polymerase II; double-strand break repair. The record is from RefSeq and is a predicted model, not a curated record. Lineage: Eukaryota; Metazoa; Chordata; Actinopteri; Perciformes; Anoplopomatidae. Gene Ontology annotation, molecular function: sequence-specific DNA binding; transcription coactivator activity; histone deacetylase binding. Gene Ontology annotation, cellular component: nucleoplasm; NuRD complex. The transcript is spliced from 18 exons.
UGAUGUAGCUUCAUUUUGAACAAGCUGGUAGCGGACGGUCUAAACAGUGAAUCACUAAAUAAAUCACUUAUUUGUCUCACUACUUUUCUCCACAAUACUGCCGCCGAACUUCGGGGUUUUUUUGGGGGGUAAAAAUAGCGUACUGUCUCUUUAAGCUGCCUCGGCUGCUCUGUUUCGUAUUGAUCAAUCCUCCAUUUUCCAACACACAGCGGCGGCAGUGCGAGAGAGAAGAGCGAGCCACCCCUCUACCUGGAGAGGAAGCCAGGGACCGGGGGCAGCCAUGGCAGCGAACAUGUACCGGGUUGGAGAUUAUGUUUAUUUCGAGAACUCGUCCAGUAACCCACUGCUGAUCAGGAGGAUAGAGGAGUUGAACAAGACAGCCAAUGGGAACGUGGAGGCCAAAGUGGUGUGUUUUUACCGGCGCAGGGACAUCUCCGGCACACUCAUCGCCCUGGCAGACAAACACGCAAGGGAGCUGGAGGAGGAGAUGGAGAAUCCAGAGAUGGCGGACCUCCCCGAGAAACAGAAACACCAGCUCAGACACAGAGAGCUUUUCUUGUCCCGUCAACUGGAGUCUUUACCCGCCACACACAUCAGGGGGAAGUGCUGUGUGACUUUGCUGAACGAGACAGAAGCCCUGAAGUCUUACCUGGAAAGAGAGGAUGCCUUUUUCUACUCGCUGGUAUACGACCCUCAGCAAAAGACUCUGCUGGCUGAUAAGGGGGAGAUCCGCGUGGGGAACAAGUACCAGGCCGACAUCACCGACCUCCUGAAAGAAGACGAGGAGGACGGCAGAGACUUGGAGAAACUAGAGGAGAAGAUCUUUGACCCCAACAGCUCGCUGACAGAGAAACAGAUCGACCAGUUCUUAGUGGUUGCUCGAUCAGUAGGUACAUUCGCCAGAGCCUUGGACUGCAGUAGUUCUGUCCGACAGCCCAGCCUGCACAUGAGUGCUGCUGCAGCCUCCAGAGACAUCACCUUGUUUCACGCUAUGGACACCCUCCAUGCCACGGGCUACGACAUGACCCGAGCCAUCGCAGCGCUGGUACCUCAGGGUGGGCCCGUCCUCUGCAGGGACGAAAUGGAGGAGUGGAGUUCCUCGGAGGCCAACCUGUUCGAGGAGGCACUCGAGAAAUACGGCAAAGACUUCACCGACAUCCAGCAGGAUUUUCUGCCAUGGAAGUCCCUGACAAGUAUUAUUGAGUAUUACUACAUGUGGAAGACCACAGACAGAUAUGUACAACAGAAACGAUUAAAAGCAGCCGAGGCAGAAAGCAAGUUGAAGCAGGUCUACAUCCCGAACUAUAACAAGCCAAACCCCAACCAGCUGAGUAACAACGUAAAGCCAGCUCUGGUGAAUGGAGCGGCGAUUGCAGGCGUCACAGGGGUACCAGCGGUCCAAGGGGUGCCAGGGGUGCCAGGGGUGCCAGCAGUCCAAGGGGUCCCAGGGAUUCCAGGGAUUCCAGGGAUUCCAGGGAUUCCAGGGGUUCCAGGGGUCCCAGGGGUCCCAGGACCUCCAGGCUCGGCGCAGACCCCUGCCCUCGGAAGAGCCUGCGAAAGCUGCUACACCAGCAGCUCCUACCAGUGGUACUCAUGGGGACCUCCCAACAUGCAGUGUCGCCUGUGCGCUUCAUGCUGGACCUACUGGAAGAAGUACGGAGGGCUGAAGAUGCCCACAAGACUGGAUGGAGAGAGGCCUGGACCCAACCGCAGCAGCAUGAGCCCCCACGGUCUGCCCCUGAGGCACAGCGGCAGCCCCAAAUUCGCAGUGAAGACAAAACAGGCUUUCUUCCUGCAGACCACCGGACUGACCUAUAUGGCGCGGCGCCUCUGCCAUGACAUCAUCAGGCCACGGUUUCUAGCCAGGCACCCCUACCUCCCCGUCAACACAGCCGCCAUAAAGGCAGAGUGUGCCCUGCGGUUGCCAGAUGGGCAAAAAAAGCCUUCGCCACUGAAACCUAUGGAGCGUAAACCUCUGGAGUCCGUGGUUCGGUAUUUAGAAGCACACCCCCGUCCAGCCAAACCCGACCCUCCGCCUCGUGGAGCGUCCAUCUCCACAGGCAGCCUGACGCCCAUUAAGGCCUCCCCCAUCCUGAACAACGGCUCACCCACCAUCCUGGGAAAACGCAGCUACGAACAGCACAACGGACUGGAUGGCUCUAAAUCCAAAAUCCUGGCUCCUCAGUGGGACAUCAUGGCCAAACGUCUGAGCGAAGCCAGUCGGCCCUCGGUCUCCCUGCAGGACGAGGUUCACGAACUAGACUGAGCGCUCUGUGGGAACGACCUCUACUACAAAAACCCAAGUGAGCAGAGGGUGACAUGAAAUGGAAAGGCACUUUCCAAAACAAACCAUAGCCGAGGGCAGCUGAGGAGA